CUAGAGACCAGAGGCACACACACACACACACACAUACACACAAUAUGUGCUGGCUCUCGCCGAAAAGGAGGCAGUAUUCUUCAAGCUAAAACCAUGUAAUGUAAGCGGCGAAAGGAGAGCGAUUUCAUCUUUUCAUCAAUUAAGAAAGCAGUCGAUCGGACGAACCAUGUCCAAGCCGGGGGAGAGGAACAGAUUGAACGAAGACCAUGGCAGAAAGCAGAGUUCAAGUCUGGCGAACGGCAUGGACAGUCAUCCCGUCUGCGGCUCGGCGGAGAAGCGGAGUCACCACUGGAGAAGUUACAAGUUGAUCAUCGACCCGGCGCUGAAGAAGGGGUCGCACAAGCUGUACCGCUACGAUGGGCAGACCUUCAGCAUGCCAAACCCCGGGAUACCACCGGUGAACACCGUCCGAGAUCCGAGAAUCGGCCGUCUCUGGACCAAGUACAAAGAGAUAGACCUGCCGGUGCCUAAAUUUAAGAUCGACGAGUGUUACGUGGGCCCCGUGCCCCCGAAGGAGGUGACGUUCGCCCGGCUGAACGACAACAUCAGGGAAGGGUUCCUCACGGACAUGUGCAAAAAGUUCGGGGACAUCGAGGAAGUGGAGAUCCUGUACAACCCGAAAAACAAGAAGCACCUGGGAAUAGCCAAGGUUGUUUUCGAGAACGUCAAGUCGGCCAAGGUGGCCGUGCAGUCGCUGCACAACACGUCUGUGAUGGGAAACAUCAUCCACGUGGAGCUGGACCCGAAAGGUGAGAAUCGCCUCAGGUACUUCCAGCUCCUGAUGAAUGGCAGCUACACUCCACGGACGCUGCCUGUUGGAGGAGAGGAGACCCGAGAGGUUUCCCCUCUGAGCCUGGCAGAGGCAUUACUGGCCUGCGAACCCAUCCGCAGGUUGUCCGAGGGCAACGCCUCCUCUGCAGCUGGAGCUUUGCCACCCAGCAGCAGCUCUACAACUCCCCUCAGCAUGGAGACGGGCUACUCCAGCCAGAGGCAGGACACCCCCCAGUCCCAGGGAACCCCUCAUACCCCACGUCAGCCGGGCACACCCUUCUCUCAGGACUCCAGUUUUUCCAGCCGGCAGUCCACGCCUGCGUAUCAGUCCAGCCGUCCUGAGAGCUCCGGAAGCUGCAAGUCUCGCAGACACGAGAGCAAAAUCCAAAACACGUACAACCGCAGACCGGCGAGGCCGCAGUAUCACAACAUCACGUACAGGAGUACGCCGUCUGAACAGAACUCUUUGAGGCAGCACCAGCUCACCCCACCUGAACCCCCACCUUCCACCCCUAUCUUCAGCUACACUGCACCUCCUCCUGCUACGCCGAACUUCAAGUCUGCCUUCUCACCGUAUCAGACUCCUUUGCCUCCCGCCUUCCCUCCAGCCGAGUCCCCUUUCCAUCACCCAGCCCAAAGGGAGGGCGAGUACCUCCGACCACCGCAGCCGCCACUAGCGGCUCCCACGGACUUUUUACCAAUCAAGGAUAGACCGGAAACUCCUCCUACCCCCAAGCAACCACCAGAACCCCUUCCCCAUCCAACUACCCCUCCUCCUCAGACACCAGAGGGCUGCCCUUCGCCAGGCUCUCCGGUGCUGGACUCGGAACGGAACAGUUUGGACUCGCGCAUCGAGAUGCUCCUCAAGGAGAAACAGACAAAGUUGCUGCCCUUCCUGAACGAUCGGGACUCGGACAAUGAGGUGCGAAUGGAGGGAAGUCCUAUUUCCUCCUCGUCCUCUCAGCUAUCCCCAAUCCCACCUUACACGAGUGGCUCGCAAGGCGGCCAGCAGAAUUCCCGUCCCCCCAGCACAGGCUUAGAGGAUAUCAGUCCAACCCCACUGCCAGACUCGGACGAUGAAGAUCCAGUUCCUGGAACUGCCUCGUUGAUCAGAAGAGCCGGUUCUCCUGUCCAUGAGAAGAACAAAAGUGACCUCAAAGAUGGCUCUUUUCGAUGCCCCACUCCCCCAGAUAAAACAGACACGGCUCAUCAGUCGUCUGGAGAAGACAUGGAAAUCUCUGACGAUGAGAUGCCCGGAGCUCCAAUCACCAGUGGAGAUUGUGACCUUGUAAACGCUGACAUGUCCACCAUGCAGACCAUGUCCAUGCACGCUGCUGGUUUCCACCACUUACUACCUAUGUCUCAACACCACCUUACUCCUCACUCCACCAUCUCGGGACAUCCCGCUCACCACCACGGCGUUCCUCCGCACAUGCUGCCCAUGAGCCCCUACGCCCCGAGCCUCCUGCAGAUGAUGGGUCUGAUGAGCUGUGUGCCAUGGGAGCGGUGGAGCACGGUUCCCAUGUCCUUCCAGAUGCAGCAGCAGAUGCUGAGCCGUAUGGCCCAGACCAGAGGGCCCUAUCAGUAUCCCCAUUUCAUGGACGGUUGCACAUCUGGGCUGUUCGGGGGACACUAUGUGCCUCUUUCAAUGGAGGCUGCACCCGCUUGUAGCACAGGAGCACCUGGGCAUGAGUGGAACCAUCCCAGUGUACCCACAUUCAACCCCACUGUUCCUCCUCCGGGGUAUGACUCUAAAAAAGAGGAUCCUCACAGGGCCACUGUGGAGGGAGUGCUGCAGGUCAUCGUCAAAGAGCUGAAGGCCAUCAUGAAGAGGGACCUCAAUCGCAAAAUGGUAGAGGUGGUGGCUUUCAGGGCUUUCGAUGAGUGGUGGGAAAAGAAGGAACAUUCUGCAAAGGCGUCGUUGACUCCAGUGAAGGGUGCUGAAGGAAAGGAAGAAGAAAAACCAAAACCAAAGGAGACGCUGACUUCCAGUCUGCUUGAGAACUGGAAUAAGGGCGAGGGGCUCGGUUUUGAAGGGAUGGGUCUGGGAAUCGGAUUGCGAGGAGCCAUCCGAUUGCCUUCCUUUAAGGUUAAAAGAAAAGAUCCACCCGAGUCUACAGUGGCAGGAGACAACAAACGAGCACGACCGUCCACUCCGGUGGAUGACGAGCUGGAGGAUGAAGACCGAGAUCGAGAUUCCGUUGAGCUCCGCUCGGGCGAUCCUAAAGCGGAUGGCGACAGCAUGUCAGCAAAGCGACGACGCUCACGACCACUUGAGCUGGACAGCGAGGGAGAAGAGGAGAUGGACACCUCCGAGAAGGAGGAGGAGGAGGAGUCUGACAGGGAGGAAGAGCCUGGUGAGAAGAAGGACAUAGACAGACUGUCAUCAGUCAAGGAGAGCGACAACGAGGAAGGAGAUGCUGAAGAUAAAGACUCCUCCAGUGCCAGCACCUCCUCUGAUUCCUCUGAUGAUGAAGCCGAGAGCUCGGCUUCCUCCAAGGUCAGCUCCGACUCGUCGGCGGAGAGCUCCGACUCCUCGGUGGAAAGCUCCGACUCCGAGUACGAGUUGAGCUCCGAGGAGGAAGACGAGGAGGAAGAAGAGAUGGCUGCUGACGACGAGAUGUACGGCAAAGAGGCAGUGACCUCUUCAUCUUCCUCAUCCUCGUCAUCCUCUUCGUCAUCCUCCGAUGAGGCAGACAAGGAGGUGGACAGUAAACCACCAAGUCCUCCCACCGCACCGGUCAAGGAGGAGCUGACGGAUGAGGAAGAGCUGAGCAUCAAACCCAAAUACGAACCUCACAGUCCUGUGGAGGUAGACCGGAAGCCCCUGUCUCCAAGAUCUGUUCCAGUUAAAGAGGAAAAGAUCCAAGCUGACAGCAACAUCCCUGUAGUCAAACCUGAACCUCAGGAGUACGUAACAAACCUCCGGCCCCCGACUCCCACCGGAGCCCUGCCUGACAGCGACCAGGAAACAAGAACCAAAGUAGACGGUCGUUCCCUCCUCCACCCUCCCCCCGGCCCCCUCCCCGACCUCCCCCAGCGGCCGAGGCUCCCCACGGACGAGGACAUCCCUCGAACGCCGGGCAGGGACCUGAUGGAGCGCGCCCGGAGCCUGGGCAAGUCUCAGAGUACCGACACGGUGCCCAACACGCCCGGCAGCGACGGUCCUUUGACGGGCAGCAGCCUGUUGCUCAGCUCCCCUCACAUUCCCGGCAGCCCCUUCUCCUACCCUUCACAGUCCCCUGUCCUCAGCGCAGGAGUCCCUCGUACCCCAGGAAGAGACUUGACGUUCACCCCCGUCUUCCCUGACCCCGCAGCGCUCAGGCUAAACAGGAAGAGCCUCGAGGAAGGAGCAGUUUUCAAGGAGCCACCGGUCACGGCUCUGCCCAACCAAGUCCUGUCAGCCGCCACCGAGGACUCAGCCACCAUACCUGAAGAUCUCCCCGCUAAGCUCGCCGCAGACAUCCCCGGCCUGUCAGACACCACCUCGUCAAAGAAAAAACCCGGGAGACCCAAAAAGAUUCCAGCUGUCUCUUCAGCCGACGAGUCUUUUGAGCUGUCGUCUGAAUCCACAGAUCUGCGUCAGGAACGCCUUCCAGGAAGUCUAUCCCUCCAGAUGACGACGGUCACGUCCCCCGAACACACCGUCCUGGACGUCCGGGAAGGAGAAGACGAGCCUCAGACGCUGCUGCCUCCCGCAGACGGCUUCGUCUCCUACAAACAGGAGGAGCCGGUAGUUUCGAAGCCUCGGAGGACAAGGCGGCGAGGCUGGGAGGAACUGCUCCUGGACGGCCUGUCCCCCGUCACCACGCCGCCUCGGGCCUACUUCAGCCCGCGCUCCGAGUUCGAGGAGAUGACCAUCCUGUACGACAUCUGGAACGAAGGCAUCGAUGAGGAGGACAUACGACUACUGCAGAUCACGUACGACAAGAUGCUGCAGCAGGACAUCUGCAGCGACUUCAUCAACGACACGCUGUGGGUCAACCAUCCUCCCACCAACAUUCCCGGCGUGAAGAAAAAGAGGAAAGAAGACGGCAUUCGGGAUCACACGACAGGCUGUGCUCGAAGUGAGGGCUACUACAAAAUCGACAAGAAGGACAAAGUCAAGUACCUGCAGAGCUCGCGGCUGCAGUCGGAGGAGCCACCGGUCGAUACGCAGGGCAUGAGUAUUCCCGCACAGGUCCACGCCUCCACCAGAUCUGGCUCGGAGCGGCGAUCGGAGCAGCGGCGCUUGCUGUCGUCUUUCGCCUGCGACAGCGACCUGCUCAAGUUCAACCAGCUGAAGUUCCGUAAGAAAAAGAUCCGAUUCUGCAAAUCGCACAUCCACGACUGGGGUCUUUUCGCCAUGGAGCCCAUUGCUGCUGAUGAAAUGGUGAUCGAGUACGUGGGACAGAACAUCAGACAGGUGAUCGCGGACAUGCGGGAGAAGCGCUACGAGGAGGAGGGCAUCGGUAGCAGCUACAUGUUCCGAGUGGACCACGACACCAUCAUCGACGCUACAAAGUGUGGCAACUUUGCCCGUUUCAUCAACCACAGCUGCAAUCCUAAUUGUUAUGCGAAAGUCAUCACAGUGGAGUCUCAGAAGAAGAUCGUGAUCUACUCCAGACAGCCGAUCAGCGUCAACGAGGAGAUCACGUACGACUACAAGUUCCCCAUCGAGGACGAGAAGAUCCCGUGUUUGUGCGGCGCAGAGAACUGCAGAGGGACGCUCAAUUAACGUCCGAUUUGUGGUCAAACUCCCCCCGGCCAGGUGUGACGCUGUAAGUGUCCCGGACUCACACCGACCGGCUCUCCUCACGUACUAAACUCUAGAUUGUUUACGAUUUAUGGUGCUCUUUGUACAAACCCCCCGAGACAAGUUCCCCACCCCCCACCGCCACAUCUCAGUGUUCGAACAGUAUUUCACUUCCUUUCCUUCUCUCAUUCGUCUCAUAAGCUUUCUCCACAUCAAACGUGGAACAACACAAAACAAACUCCCGUGUUCAGCUGCUUACUAAUGACGCACAACUCCUCGCUGUGUCCAUCCAGCUGCAGGUUGGAAGACAGCGGAGCGACUCGCUGCUACCUCCGCUGCACCACCUGUUCGAGAAAUCAAACUAACUAAACGCAAACAAUUAAAUCCUGCCACAAAUAAAAACAACAACAAUAAAAAAUCUGGGCUCUUUAACUACUUCCACCAGCCAACGACGGAUCAUGCUGCUUCCUUUUAGUUCAUGCAACAAAACAAAGAGGAUCCUUAUGACACUUUCAUUAUUUCAUAUUCUAGUGUUUUCAUGCUCCUUUCUUUAGAAAAGACACUAUAACUGUGUGUGUGCGUGUGUGAAUGAGUAUAUGAGAAUCAGCUGUCAGAAUGGGAGUGCACUGCCCCCUGCUGGCUGUGAUGCAGAACUAAUCAUGGAACAUCCACUGAGCAGCAACAAGCUAAUCUAAGCUAUCAGGUUUAGAGGACAUGAAUAUUGUUUUCAUUUAAAGUGCCAUACGAAGGUUUUUGUUCAACCCGAGGAGGCGGCUGUCCGCUCCUACGGUUUGUUUUGUUCAGACGGAAAAACAUUGGAGAUUCUUUGGUUUUCGUUGUUUUAUUUUCUUUGUCACCACUGAUGUUUAUAUUGUAAAUGAUAACUUGUACAGAAGAUAUAAAACUUUUUUAUCCUCACACUUUUAAGAUUUUUUUUAACAAAAAGACUGAAUAUUUAAAAUAUUUUCAGGGAUCUGUCAACGAAAUUGGAUGUUUGUUUGUUUUUUUUUAAUUUAAAGAAAGGAAGGGCCAUGUCCGUACACGGGAAAAGUCUCCACUUCCCUUUUCGAAAAAGAUUGUUUCUUGUGGAAACGUCUUCAUUUUUCUUCUCUUUUUUUAUUUGCUUUGAGAUCCUAAAACGUGUAAUUAGUCGAACUGUGAAUACUAUAUAAAUAUAUAAAUAUAUUUUUGUUCCUGGGGAUUUGCUACUUGAACUCUGCUCAGACGUUGUAUGUAUCGUAAUGAGGUGAGCGCUGAGCUGGUAGCAGGAGAUUCGGCUUGUGUCAAGCUCGUUCUGUUUUUUUAAAACAUUUUGUGUUUGUAAAUUCUAUGAAAAAAUUCUUUGCAGUGUGGAGAAUCGGCGAUGGAGAGAGGACUGAAGCGUCAGCCUGUUUCUCGUGUCUAUUUAUUAUAUGACAAAUGUAUGAAAGAGAAAACGAAAAUGAAAUAAAGACGUUUUGCAUACAUCAA
This is a messenger RNA of Austrofundulus limnaeus, 6976 nucleotides long. It is a transcript of the gene setd1ba, whose product is annotated as SET domain containing 1B, histone lysine methyltransferase a. Gene Ontology annotation, cellular component: Set1C/COMPASS complex. The record is from RefSeq and is a predicted model, not a curated record. Gene Ontology annotation, molecular function: RNA binding; histone H3K4 methyltransferase activity; protein binding. The transcript is spliced from 19 exons. The coding region runs from base 167 to 5488 and encodes 1773 amino acids. NCBI's taxonomy places the organism in Eukaryota, Metazoa, Chordata, Actinopteri, Cyprinodontiformes, Rivulidae.